GAGUACGACGUGAACCAGGUGCUCUGGCAUUGUCUUCUCAGUUGGUACUGCGUACAAAACGAUGUCUGCCAGCUCUCCCAAGUGGCACACCACCUCAUCCUGCUGAGAGACGAGCUGCAGAAAGACAACUGGUUGGUUUGGGCUGUGUAUUGUAAUCUUGUUCUCCAACAGUCAAACUUUUCAUUAGUGCAACAUUAGUGUAGGCUACAUAACUCAUACAUUAGUUCAUACAUAUCUCAUGAUGUAUCAUUCUUCAUAAAUGGAUGAAUGUUUAUUUUAUACCAGUAUCAAGUCAUAAAGACUUGUGUAAUCAUCCAAAUCAAAGUGUUUUAUUCUAAAUCCUUUAAAUUAAUUAAUUUAUUAAAUCUAUUUUAAAUCCAGGGUGGACUGUGCUUUGGGAUUAAUGGUUCUGGGUGAGGCUGCAAAGUCCAGCUUGUUGUGCCUUCAGAUGUUGAUGAGUCUCCACAUCAACCCAAAGACAGAGCAGGAUGGGAUUAUAGAAGAAAACGUAAAGCUAUCAACUGCCAUACAUAUUAUGGGCUGGUUACCCAGACAAAGAUUAAGCCUAGUCCAAGACUAAAAGUCAUUUUAACUGGAGAUUCUCCAUUGAGCAUGCCUUUUUAGCCCAGGUCUAGGCUUAAUCUGGUUCUGGGAAAGCGGGCCCAUAUCCACACACUAAAUUAACUUCUCUCUCUCUCUCUCUUUUCAUUUCUUUCAUUCGCGCUAAAAGUAUGCCAUCCUCUUUUCCAGGAAGGUAUGUCUCAGAGUGGUUGCUGGCCAUGGCAGUUGGAACACAUCUAUACCACUGUGUUAGCAGACAUAUGCCAGCAUAGCAGCAAUGCAGAGAUACAGAAAACAGCUCUGCUGGGCAGUCAAACCCCUCCAGGAUAUCACAAUACUGAUGGACUGCUUAAACUUCUGAACCACUGUAAGUCCAGGAAGUGUGGAGACAGAUGGAGAUAGUGGGAAAAACACUGAAACAUGAGCAUUGUACAAAAAUACCCACAUCUUGGUUUUGGUUUGUGAGUGUAAUAGAUUUUUCGUCAUCUUCAGAUUUUAUGCCUAUAUGACUUAUUAGCCUAAACUUCCAUGACAUACAUUAUAGUUUCAUGCAAGAGUACAUACCAAUGAAACAGCUUGGGUUAGCCAUUAUCUUUACACUAAAAGUCUAAAGCAGUAAUUCCCUAUCCUGGUCUCCAGUUUGUCAGGGUUUUCACUGAGUGUGGUGUCAUCUGUUCAUUCGCUAGCUGGCGGCGAGGCCUGGCAGCUGCGCUACAGUGCUGUUCAGGCUUUGGUGUGCGUAUGCCGAGGGCUCAGCGGAGCUGUGUUACAGGAGGGGCUGAGGAAUGUGGCCUGGAUCACUCUGCAGGAACACCUGUGCCAAGAGACAGACCAGAGAGUCGCAGACGCCGCCAGGGUUAUAGAGGUACUGAGUUGUUUAUGAUAUCUCUAAGGUCCAGAUAUUUUCCUAGUCAGGUCACGUGGUCAGGAAAAACACUGGGCCUUAUUUAUCUCAAAUGUCAACUUAAUCUCAAAGAAAAUAGAUGUUUUUGACUUUUCAUGUACAACUGCUGUUUUGUCACAACUGCUUUUCCCUUUACAAAGCAUUGUUUAAAGCACAAAUAUAUCUGCUUACCAGGUUAGAGCUGAAUAACGUCAUUAGGAAAAUCCUGAAAGUCCCAAUUUGUCACAGUCUGUAGUAUGGAAGAUUCUGGAAACUAUUAUCAAUUACCUGUAUACUGAGAGGAUUCACUCUUAAAAUCCAAACAGAAUCAACAACUUGGCUUCUUAUUCACACAUUUAUUAUUAGGUGAAAUAUAAUUUGCAUCAGAAUAAUUUAAAACUGGUUCUUACUGCUGAUCGAUUUAUGGAUCCAAUUAAAGAUUAGCAUAUUUUAUCAUUACUGUGGUUUAUACCAUGGCAUUGUUGAAUACUCUGUCCAAGUUUUUGCUAAUUAAAGGCACAACUGCUAACAUGACUAACUUAUUGAUUAGAUUUUUAAAACAUAAGUUCAGGUACUGCAAUACAUAUGUGCUAUUUUAUUUGUUUCCUAGGCUGAAAUGAAUGUUCCAGAGAGCAGUUUUCUCAGUGAGGGAGGGAAGCCAUCAUCAUCUCAACUGAUCACCUGGAGGUUAGCAUGUACUCUCUCUCAGCUCUACCUGCCCCCCACGCCUCUCCAGCUCAUCCCCCACACCAAGGCCAAGAAGGAACCACCACCUCCCUCCAACAGGCCUAGGCUGGAAGCCUCUCCUCCAAGGCCUAAAGAAACACUCCCUGGCCCUGCCAGUAAGACACAGCAUCCAACCAGAGAUCAAGAGGAAUGUCACAGUGCCCAGGGGUAAGAGACCAUGGUCAAAUCUUUAGGCAUUGGUGUGAAAAAGGAAACAGAUUUAGGCGAAAUUGUUCUAUGUUAUGACUACAAUACUUUAUGUAACUAUGGAAAAUAAAUUAAAUGUAAUUUAACAUAAUAUUAUUACAUUUAUUCUAGAAAAAGUAAGACACAUCAAACUUACAUGGACUUCAAUGCACGGACAGAUAUUGACUUGAUGAGAGUUGUGGAGGACCAGGUGAGAGCAUUACAUUUAGGUAUACAUGAAAAGUGAUUCAAGCAAGGCAUUACAAACUUGAUAUAUGUGGAUUACAAUUAUGAAUGUCAAUUUGUAUUGAUAAUGUCCCUUGCAUUAAUAGAGAUGCCAAAAACAAAUCAUGGAGCAUCAAAAUUAGAAAUUAAUUUCCUCCUUUUCCAGUGUGUGUUAUGUGUUCCUUAUGGUGGCAUUGUGCCUGGGAAUAUACCCUGAUUGCUUUUUGAGGAUUUUCUCUUGCUAAAAGCAUAUUAGCCACCCCUUACUGUACAUACUGUAGUAUAUUAGCAGUGAUAGCUUAAUCAAAGUCAUUGUAAUUUCUGAUGGUGCUUGAAAAUAACUAUGGUUGGGAUGGAAAUUCAAGUAAAUUGUAUUUUCAUGUCACUACAGUGGCAAAAAGAACUACAGAUCAAAAUGGCAGAGGAGGAAAAUGCUGAAAAGGAUGAAUUAGAGAAAGUACAGAAGGAAAAAGAGGAACAAUUCAAAGAGAUUAUGAGGAGGCGGAUGGAAAAAGUCAAGAAGGACACCAAACCAUAUGAGCUGCCAGGAUGUAAACAAACGGGAGGUCAAAUCUGA
This is a messenger RNA of Coregonus sp. 'balchen', 3158 nucleotides long. The record is from the annotation of a GenBank genome assembly. Lineage: Eukaryota; Metazoa; Chordata; Actinopteri; Salmoniformes; Salmonidae.